Oreochromis aureus is the source of this 3618-nucleotide messenger RNA. RefSeq names its product solute carrier family 5 member 2 (gene slc5a2). Gene Ontology annotation, biological process: transmembrane transport; sodium ion transport. The transcript is spliced from 15 exons. Gene Ontology annotation, cellular component: plasma membrane. The coding region runs from base 221 to 2194 and encodes 657 amino acids. The record is from RefSeq and is a predicted model, not a curated record. Lineage: Eukaryota; Metazoa; Chordata; Actinopteri; Cichliformes; Cichlidae. Gene Ontology annotation, molecular function: D-glucose:sodium symporter activity.
AGAGCUCUCACUUAGACCACUCGCCCCAACUCUGCUGCCUAACUGCUGAUCAUCUUUGUAGUCAAGUUGAUGCUGAAAUGUAGGUGUAUUUUCUUUUGUAGAUACCAAGAUUUUUAAAAAAGCUUUACUCGAAGAAAAGUUGCAGGUAAACCCAAACAGGUUACCUCUAAGGAAUCAUAUCAAGUCAAGUUUUAGAGUGUUUUUAGGUACAAGUGGAGCAAUGGCCGACAAGGUGACCAUCAGCAAUCCAGCAGACAUCUCCAUCAUUGUUGGAUAUUUCAUUGUGGUGAUAAGUGUUGGCGUCUGGUCCAUGUUUCGGACCAAUCGUGGGACAGUUGGGGGAUAUUUCUUGGCCGGUCGUACCAUGACCUGGUGGCCGGUUGGUGCAUCUCUGUUUGCCAGCAACAUCGGCAGUGGUCACUUUGUUGGUUUGGCAGGCACCGGGGCAGCUGGUGGCAUCGCCGUUGGAGGGUUUGAGUGGAGUGCUCUGUUUAUCGUGCUGCUGCUCGGCUGGGUGUUUGUACCCGUCUACCUCACAGCCGGGGUGAUCACAAUGCCUCAGUACCUGAAGAAGAGGUUUGGUGGGACCAGAAUCAGCCUCUACCUGUCAGUUAUCUCACUGUUACUGUACAUUUUGACUAAGAUCUCAGUGGAUAUGUUUUCAGGAGCUGUGUUUAUCCAGCAGGCGUUAGGAUGGAACAUCUACGUGGCUGUCAUCGCCCUUCUCUUAAUAACAGCUUUGUACACUGUUACAGGUGGGCUGGCUGCGCUGAUGUACACCGACACAGUUCAGACUUUUGUCAUCAUUGCUGGGGCUUUUGUCCUCACCGGCUUCUCAUUUGCUAAAGUCGGGGGCUACAGCGCUCUGCUUAAUAAAUACAGCUCCGCCAUGCCGCUUAAUUUCACCUCCCUGGAACCCCAGCGCUACAACAUCUCCUCCCACUGCUACACCCCCAGAGCGGAUGCCUUCAACCUGCUGAGAGACCCAGCUGCAGGUGACCUGCCCUGGCCCGGGGUGCUGAUUGGGAUUCCAAUAGGGGGCAUCUGGUACUGGUGUACAGAUCAGGUGAUUGUACAGCGGUGCCUUGCAGCUCGCAGCAUCACGGACGUGAAGGCCGGCUGCAUCAUGUGCGGCUACCUCAAACUGCUGCCCAUGUUCCUCAUGGUGUUCCCCGGCAUGAUCAGCAGGAUUCUCUACCCAGAUGAGGUUGGCUGUGUGGUCCCUGAACUCUGCAAAAACAUUUGUGGGACUGAGGUGGGCUGCUCCAAUAUAGCUUAUCCUAAACUGGUGAUAUCAAUAAUGCCGGAUGGUUUGCGCGGUCUGAUGCUGGCUGUGAUGCUGGCUGCUCUCAUGUCCUCUUUGGCCUCCAUCUUUAACAGCAGCAGCACUUUGUUCACCAUGGACAUCUGGACCCGUAUCAGACCACAGGCCACUGAGCGUGAGCUCAUCGUCGUAGGCAGAGUCUGGGUUCUGUGUAUUGUAGCUGUCAGUAUCUGCUGGAUCCCCGUGGUGCAGGCGGCACAGAGCGGUCAGCUGUUUGAUUACAUCCAGUCCGUCUCCAGCUAUCUGGCUCCCCCUAUCGCUGCCGUCUUCCUCCUGGCUGUGUUUGUCAAGAGGGUCAAUGAAACGGGUGCCUUCUGGGGCCUGAUUGGUGGUCUGCUGAUGGGUUUGUGUCGGAUGUUACUCGAGUUCUGGUUUGGUACCGGCAGCUGUAUUUUCCCCUCCAGCUGCCCUUACCUGGUGUGUGGGAUCCAUUACCUCCACUUUGCCAUUAUCCUCUUCUUCUGCACAUCAGCGCUCGUGUUGCUGGUCAGCUGCUGCAGCGAGCCCAUAGAUGACCAGCAUCUUCAUCGUCUGGUGUUCAGCCUUCGUCAUUCCAAAGAGGAGAGAAAAGAUCUGGACUGGGAGCAAGAGGAAAAAGGGAGGAGGGCCAGGAGAGAGGCCAGCAGGAGGAUGAGGGAGAAUAAAAGCGAUGCAGUGGCUGAAGAGGAAGAGCAGUCUGGGAUCUGCCACCUUAUCAAACGGUUUUUUGGCCAGGGUGGCAGCUCCUCUGCGACCAAUGAGGAAGAGGAACCUGAGGGACCGGUGCAGAUGCCCGACAUUAGUGAGGACCCAGUGUGGAAGAACGCCGUGGACGCCAACGCUCUCAUCAUGAUGGCUGUAGCAGUUUUCAUGUGGGGAUACUAUGCAUGACAGAGUCCUUAUGUUGCUUAAUGAAGGUGGAUUUUUAAAUGUCAAGAAAUAAAUACAGUGUUGCCAUCUGUUGGCAAACACUGGUCACUGCACUUAAGCUAUUUUCUUCAUUUUAAAGUAGUUCAAAGUACGCACACAUGCAAAUAUACAACCAUGCUGCAUUCUGACACAGCAUGGUCCUUCUCUACUUUUGUCCAGUUUUAAAAAGCAUAAGUAAUGCAGUCUGAAAAAUGCUUUAUCAGGUUAAAAUGCCAUUACUGUAUACGGUUACAUCGUGAUUCAAUCACAGGUCGAUCUCGAAAGGUGUGAAGAUUGAAUUCUAACAGAAGUUAACUCAAUAAAGCCUAAAGAUUUUUCUAACCUCCUUUAAAACUGUCUCAAAAACAAAAAAAGAAAAUCAGUGAAAAGUUUGGAGUUGCUUUAUACCACCCAUCAACAUGUGUGCUCAUACUGUGCCCAUCUUCACUCCCGUUUUUCCAUUAAAAGCAGUUUCAAGGGAGGGAAAAAGGUUGUUUGUAUUGUGUCCAAUAAUCGAGUCGGCUCUAAUAUUACUCCAUAAAUAUGCAGGGACUUAGUGACAGUGACACAGAUUACAAGUCAAUCGUAACUUGGCUGUUGAGACACCACACAAACCAGGUAGUGAUUCAGAUUUCCAGUUUUAAUCAUCACUUCUGUUUUUAUUUAAGCAGAUAUUUCCCAUGAGCAUUGUACACAUCUGGAACCCACAGGUCUCCCAUAACUAUCCAACCACCUUCCCAUCUCCAUGCAGUUUCAGCAUCAUUCAUCACAUCAGUUCUUUAAUAUCCAGUCUGUCAGCUUGCGGGGAGGGGGGGGAGGGUCUGGGAGUGUAAAAGCAAGAGAGAGAAAGGCGGUGGGAGAGAAGGAGGUGGCUUUUUGUUUUCCCCUCCCUAAGAAUGGAGAGUCAGAGCAGUCACCAGGCACUGUUCAUCUUACACUCCCACUCUAAGAGUUUUGGGUGGAUCCAGAAGAGCUGAAUGAAGUCUGUCGAGCAUCUGAAAUCUAGCCACUUACAGGGUCCUGUGCAACUCCCAAUACUCUUGAUCAUCUGUGAGGUAUCUGAUGCCUCAGUCUCCUGCAGGGUGGGUAAGAGGUAGGGGGGCUUUUAAGGCUGGAAGCUGGUGUAGAGAGUUUCUGCGGCGUGUGGUAGUUGGUUUAACCCACUUCAAAGCAUGAAUGACAGCUUUGGCAAACACUGCCCUCUGCCAGAUCGGAGGACGGAGAGGGGUGGAGGAAAGGAAGAGAGCUAGGGGUUAAAACAAACAUGGAAUACUUUAAAAAAAAAAAAAAUCUUUGCAGGUUUAGUAGGGUGACAGACUGGUACAGGGAGAACUCAGUCCUCGAAAUAAAAGCAAAUACAACAGCAAACAAUCUGACACACACCCCAAAAAACAGCCAAAGGGGGG